Molecule: messenger RNA, 6014 nt
Organism: Porites lobata
Lineage: Eukaryota; Metazoa; Cnidaria; Anthozoa; Scleractinia; Poritidae
Source: the annotation of a GenBank genome assembly
GUGGGAGGCUUUGUCAUGAUAAUCAGGAGAAUUAAAUCGCCCACAAUUUAAAUAUCGACGGGCUGUUUGGUGGGAAACGAGCGUUUGAGAAAGGAGCUUCAUACUCCACUGCGGACAAAAAUGAAGUGCUUAGUAUUCCUCGCUUCUUUGAUUAUUCUCUCUGCAGCAGAGGACCCAAUAGUAAACGCCCCGGAUGUUGGCCAGCCAGGUAAGUGAACUAAGACAAUUCCAUAGAAUGAACAGUGAAAUAUGGAGGUUUUGCCCGAGGAUAGUGGAGCGACUAAGACUCGAAGCAGCAACGUAUAUGGAAACUAACCACAGAGAAGUUUUAAAUGAAGGCAUCGUAGUUUCAGGAUCAAAAAUUAAUGCAAACGCAAGAACUUGCCAGGGCUGUAACUCUCCUCUCUCAGAGAAAAACAUUUCAAGGUCUGUGCGUGUUAUAGUGUAAAGGUGUUAUAACAACACCCAAAGAUACUGUAAUUGUUUCACAGUAUGAAGAAGCCUUUGAAGAGAUAUAUCUCUACAUAAAGUUAAUGUCGGGUAGCAUCCCUGUAUCUGACAGAGAAUGGUUUCUCGCAGAUGCAUUAAAAAUGCAUAAACACGUUCUUGACAGCCAAACUGGGGCGAAACCCCAACAAGUAUAAAUUUUUUUCAAGGUUUGGAUAACCAUCAACUUUUUAUGUUGUCCUAUGCAUUUUAAAAUAUAUAUAUAUAUUAUUAAAAGUAUGGCAAUUUGACGUUAUUAAAUCAGAGUAUCACUCUUGAUAAAACCGAGAAUCAGAAACAACAAAGCAAUUUUUUUGUUUGAUUUUGUUUGACAUCUACCUUUUAGUUAAAGUCUCGCAACUGAAAACAACAAGAACAAAGUUUUCUUUGCCAUAAAUAAAACUGAAUAACAAGCCUUCAUGGUUUUCUCGUUUAGGAAAUAAAUCUUGAGACUUGAAUGGGAUUUAAAAUAAUUCGUUUAAUUUUUCGCGGCAAGGUUGACUGUUUUGCGGCAUGUUUAAAUUACAUUGCGGCACAAAGAAUGCCUAAAUUGACGAAACGCUUUGAAGCAUUUUGUUUACAUGACCUGCCGACCAAACACCUUGAUAUUAGAAUUUCCAUUCACCGCUAAAAAACCACUGGGAUUAUAGAUUCGCCGGAUUAAGGGCGGCCGCAUGGCAGCUUCUUACGUCAAUCUCGCGCGACUUCGUGGCUGAUAGUCGACCACGCAGCGGUUGCGGAAAAAUCUUCACUCUCAAAAAUUAUUUAGUAUAAUUAAGUUAAAAUUUAAAGAAAUCGCUUCUUUGUUUCACAUGGAGAAAAAAAGUGGAGUAAAGGAGUUUUCAACUUGUUUAAAAGGCUGAUUCAAUAUCUCCUGUAGGUAACUAGUAAUCCGGGUUCCGGAAUCCUGGGCUUCGAUAUCUGUAAUUCAGCUCAAGGAAUCCGAAAUCCAGCUAACGAUUGGAAUUUGGAAUCCAAGUUCUAAUGAUAAGGAAUCAGGAAUCCAGGGAUCAAUUUAAUAAAACUUCUACAAGUGUAAUUUACAAGUAUAGCCGUUAUUUUAGAGUCAGAAAACAAUAGGUACAAUCCUGGUCAAAACGUUUAGGACACUUAGUCCUUUACACAUGAUCCGUGCAUUCUCCAGUAAUCCCCCAUCCGCCCCUGAAUAGUGCUGGGUGUUAGAGGCCAAAAACGUUUAAAAAGUGUAUGAACUUUAACUUUGUUCAGGGCGGGGGGGGGGAACCUAGACAUAGCCGUAUUGACAACCGUAAAUUGACGGUCACUCUGCAAUUUCUUGCAAGAAAGGGGUGGGGUAAGGGAAUUGUCCUUAAUCCUUUUGGCCAGGAUUGUACACUUGUAAAAGUUCCAGUCCCCGGAAUCGUCAGCGUGAAAUUCAGAAUCCAAGACAGUCUUCGUUAACUGUUCUCACCACAUGGGGCGAAAGAAGACACAUCACCUGUUUUUCUUUGAUAUGUAGGCAGUCCUUGUAGUCCUCUUUCUGUUGGAAAGCAUGUAAUAGUUCAAGAUAGCUGUACUCAAGCACCAAGUCCCUCAGGAACUGUGUGCGACUUGUCCUGCCCGGAUAACUACACACUUAAUGGACCUCCAUUCCAACAAUGUGGCGGUCAGGGAGUCUGGUCACCACCAACUGUAGGACCAAUCAGCUGCCAAGGUAAUAAGACCGUAGCCAACCAAAGCGCAUGACAGAAUAUAGAAGGAGGGGAAGCGAAAGCAAAAAGCGUCCUGUUAAACCCAGUGUGGUAGAUAACGGGUGGAAAGUGAGAGAAAUGGUGCAAUAUAUUGCAAAAAUCAAAGGCCUCGAAAAAUAGUUUGGUUUGAAAGUUGGGUUUGUUUUUCACCAGACCAAAGAAAUGAUCAAACCAUUACUGUAACACAGCGGCAGAAUAAAGAUAAUCAGCGGACAUCGCAUUGUUUGACGAGCGUUAUAAAAGUCCUUUCUGCACGAGAUUUCAAAUGAGCUGUUUUAUUUAGAGGCUUAAAAACAUUUUACUAAUAUGUUUCAGUAAAACAUCUUACGAUAUACUUUUUCCUUAGAUAUUAAUGAGUGCAUGCACGAAAAUGGCGGUUGUAGCCACAAGUGUGUUAACGAUGAACCUGGGUAUCACUGCGCAUGCCCAGACCCUUUGGUUCUCUCCGAUGACCAACGCAACUGUAGAGGUUUGUGAUACGUAACGAAGAACGUGAACAUGGUUUUGUUAACUUGACUAGUAGUUAGACUUAAGGUUUGAAACCAAAAGAAUGAACAUUUCAGAUCUGUAUCUUGGCGCUAAAGGACCCCUAUGCAUUAGUUGCAUCCCUAUUAAACUGUACAAGAAAUUGUCGUGUCUAAGGAGUGAAUUAAGGACCAUCUAUCUUCGUAAGUCCUAGAUGUGCUUCCUUUGUUGCCAAAAGGUGCCUAAAAACUAAGAGAGAAGUCAACAAGGGCGGAUCCAAACAAUGCAUGAGGGGUGGCCGGGAAACGUGCCAGCUGUAUAGACACUUUUUAUUUUAAUGAGAAUUGUUUAAAGGGGGUGGGUCCUCGUGGCCCCACCCCUAAAUGCACCGAUGUUGAAGUAUUUUUGAAAACCUUCUCUUCACGCAGGGGAGAGAAAAGUGAUUAUUCAUCGUAAAUAUAAAUUAAUUCCCAGCUGUCCAUGUACAAAUCCUAAGCAGCGUAGUGAAGGGCCCAAUUCAUUAUCUGCACUUCGUAGUUAUUAACAAUACAUCUGUUUUGUCAUUCCUCAGCUGUUGGCCUGCUUCUAAACUGUAGCACCCAUGCUAUACAAGUUACUGUUCCCAAAACAGCUCUGCGCGACUUACAAGGCGAUUUCCUUAGUCUACUAGACCCCACCUGUAACGUAGUAGAGACACCUACUCACUACAUCUUUGACACUGCAUUGGACAAAUGCGGCACCAAACGCCGUAGUACGCCAAACUUCAUCGCUUACAGUAACAGAAUUGUGGAGAAGACAGCUUCACCUGGUAGUAUCAUCACACGCGUGGGAAAGGACGAAUUUGAUAUACCGUUCUGUUGUUACUACUUGAACAACGGUAUCACUUCCUCAGUUGGAAUAAAACCGGAAGUAAAACAGCUGUACCUAAACGAGAAAGGGUAAGUGGCGCAGUAUAUAUAACUGGGUCUUCCGUCUCUGUUGGAAUAAAACCGGAAGUGAGCAAAAUGUACCCAAACGAAAACGGACAAUCUAUUACCAGCAGUCUAUGUUUUAGCUUUAAGGAUUUUUCUUUCCCAUCUCUUUUCUCCAUGUUUAAGUGAUGUAUAAUCAUCGACGUAAGAGUUUGAACGUAAUUCAAGAUCUCCUGUCGUUCACCACCUUUUUUAGCAACGAAGUAGAUGGCUGACGCAUUUCAGAAAUCUUGAAAAUCCUCAAAGUGUACAGUCAUCCUUCUUUGAACAGAAGAUAUCUUGGGUGAAAUUUUUUUAGUCAAUUCGUUUCUAUAGCAAAAAAGAUACUUAGCAAUACAAAUUUGGAAGCGUCAAGGAAUAUUAAAAGGAAAGGGCCAUACUUCUGGUUGACGUGUGAAUGCGUCGCUCAAAAACGUUUUUGAUGAAGCUCCCUAAUGGCGUCUACCAGAAAAGCUUGAGUCUAGUACCCUUCAUUAUCGAUAAAAUUUUAACUCAAUCAGAAUCAAUUUUAUUUUUCGCAGUUACGGCCGUUUUUCAGUCCGUAUGGAUUUUUAUCACGAUCAGAACUACCAGAGUAAGUACUCGUGGGAUGAUUUCCCAGUUGAAGUGGCUUACCGUCAGAGGCUUUACUAUGAAGUGUCAAUUGCUACUUUGGAUCAAAGUUUGCAAGUCAUGGCGGCAAAUUGCUGCUCCACACCUACCGCUGACCACGAGAAAGAACAUAGGUUCAGGCAUGAACUGAUUCACGAAGGGUGCGUAAAGCUUUUGUUUUUGAUAAAAUUCAAAACAACUCAACAAAAAAAUAAGCAACAAGGGUCGUCAGGAGCCCAUAACCCUGGGGUCGUAAAAUUUGACAGACCGGUCAAUUUAUUUGGCUGCGACGUUUGUGGAAGAAAAGUGCUUUUAGAAUACCUUUGUUGGAUUGUCUUUUGAGAAACAUGUCAAAGUAUAUAACGAGUAUAAUUUUGACGUCACAUACGUAAGCAUGCGCAGUAGCAACGUACCUUGAUGACGUCAAGGCAGUUUACAUCCUCUUAGAGUAUAAAAUGAAAUCUUUGGAAAAUUUAUUUAUCCAUUAAAUAAUCAAUUUUCCUUCACUCUUUGUUUACAAUACCGGUCCCAGAAUUUAAUUGCAUCAUAGUGCUGGGUAUUUCCUCGUCCUUGUCAUAUGCGAAUUCCAAGAAAAUUCCCUUUCCGUUAAAGACACAAAGACAUUCACGCUUGAUGCUAGAAACAAAUAGAUUGAAAACCUUGACUUACACCUGACCUAGUCUGAAAUAUCCUGCGCCUCUUCCCCCCUACCCCCCACCCCACCCCCAACGGGCGUCUCUCUCGCCUUGCCGCCUGUUAAGGGAGGGGGGACGAUUUCAGACUGACAUUCUCUGACCAUUUCACCAGGUGUCCCACAGAUAGCACGGUCAGAAUGGAAGCAUCCUCGUCUCCGCAAACACAACGUUUCAGCGUAGAGGCCUUCAAAUUCGUCGGAGAUUUCCCUUUCGUGUAUCUUCACUGCAGUGUAGUGGUGUGUCGAGUAAACGAUACCAAUUCCCGCUGUUCCAAAGGAUGCAUUCCGGGAUUACACGUGAACCCGCCGUACAGUGUUAUGGAGAAGCUAAAGGAACAGUCGCAGCAAAGGUCAAAGCGCGAGGUGGGGGAUAACGACCCGAGCUAUAUGAUCUCUAAAGGCCCCUUCUCGUUGAAUGAGGACACCCUUUACGAUGGGCCUGUUAUUGACCUGAAGGGACCUCAACAAGAUCAGUCCAGGCUGGCGGAAAAUGGGGCGGAGAAAGAAAGAAAGGAAGAAGGUAAGAUUUGCCGGCUGAUUGGAGCUCACCGAGUAGAUGAAUGAAAUGAAAUGAAUGAAUGAAUGAAUGGACAGACGGACAGACGGACCGACGGACGGAUGGACGGAUGGACUAACUCCGCCACAUGUUUGUCAGGUCGCAUUCUUGCUCGCUAGACCGGCUGCUGUGAAAGAUUUCAUAAUUGAGCAGAACGAAUUGUCGGGAAAUGUUUUAAAACCGGUUGUAUAUCCCAGAAGGGAGGGGAUUAAUUUUGUUACAUGCGGCUUGAAACAACGUUUAACAAGGAUUACAUCCAGAAAAACAAACAAAUUCAUAAAAGUCUCCUUUGAAGAGGAAGAAGUAUUGUACCGCAACCUAACUCGCUUCGCUAGAAAGAAUUAUAUGCUGUUUUAAAAGACAGGUUUUACCUGUUAUCCCGCACUGACAGUUAUUAUGUUUUAUCUCCAGGGUGGAAUCCACGCGUGACAAACGCUCUCAUGGCGGUUAUUGCAGCGGCAAGCGUACUUGCUCUCGCGGGCGUGAUACACAUCACGCGUGUGGUGAAGCGUGGACGAGGAUACAAGAUGGUCAACCAGUGA